AUGUUAUUACAUUUACGUAUAUGUAUACAUACUCCUGUUUUGAAGUGCGCGGACACCCUGGUGUCGGACAAGCGCGUCUACUUCACGUUCGCCCGCACGCUGCCGCCCUCCAGCAAGAUCUCCAAGUCGGUGGUGGCGCUGCUGCGCGCCUUCUCCUGGGGGAAGUUCGUCGUCGUCGCCGGCCGCCGCGUCGCCUGGGCCGAGCAGGUGCGCGACGCCAUCAAGGAGCUGGCCGCAGUCCACGGGCUCCAGCUGACUGACACGUGUCUUUUCUCAGAGCGGGACUACGUCUCCAUGAAGCCUUCAAUACAGGAGAUGGACCGCAUCGUGGCUGACACCUUCCAGAGGACUAGAGUGUACGUCUUCGUUGGGAAGCACAUGGCGCUAAUGGACUUCGUCAAAUGCCUGCAGCGUCGUCAUCUGCUCGACUCUGGUGACUACAUCGUCAUCUCCGUGGACGAUGAGAUAUAUGACCCCAGCAAGAAGCUUAACGUGUUGCACAGAGUCUACUUAGACCCGUACCUGGAGGGCGACGCUGACAACGCUUUCGACGUGACGGACGUCCCCGCUCUACGCUCGGUGCUGAAGCUGUCUCCCUACUACCCCAAAAGCAGUCGCUACGAAGAGGUUUGUGAACAGAUCAGAAACUUCUCAACAAAGCCACCCUUCUGUGUACCAUACCAUCACUCGGUGUUCAGAAGUAUAUCGGUACCAAUCGAAGCAGCGCAUCUUUAUGAUGCUGUUAUGAUAUACGCAAGAGCACUGACGGAAGUUUUUGCUGACGGUGAAAACCCAACGAACGGGACAGCCGUAAUUGAAAGAAUAAGGGACAGAUCAUAUCACUCCGUCAAAGGACAUGAUGUAUACAUAGACGUAAAUGGAGACGCCGAGGGCAACUACACGGUGAUGGCUCUGAUGGAGGAUGAAUUGAUGAAUGGCACGUUAAGCGUCAGUAUGCAGCCAGUUGGGUUUUUCCAGUACGCUCAUGACAACGGUAACAGAAUUACCGACCUGCCGGAGUUCCGGUACUUGGACGAGAGCCGGCCCAUCAGGUGGGUGGGCGGGCGGCAGCCGCGCGCCGAGCCGGCCUGCGGCUUCCGCGGGGAGCGGUGCGCGCCGCGCGCCCACUGGCGGCUGCUGCUGGCCCUGGCCGCACUCGCCGCGCUCGUCGCCAUCGCCGGCGUCUUCGCCUUCAGGCACUACAGAUAUGAACACAAGCUUGCAUGCUUGCUGUGGAAGAUAGACAUGAAAGAUGUCACUAUAAUACCCACAGAGUCUGCAGAAUCAUCAGGUGGAAACAGAAGUAUGAUACGAGUUUGCCACAAUAGUGUCUUCCAUGAUCCAGAAUCAUUAAUGGGAGAGCAAACAGAAGCCAGCCCUAAACGUGCUUACACAAAAAUAGGACUGUACAAAGGAAAUAUUGUUGCCAUCAAGCCAGUUUAUAAACGCAGUAUUGACAUUACUCGCAGUAUUCGAAAAGAACUAAAACAGAUACGGGAGGUACGACAUGACAAUAUCAUACCAUUUAUUGGUGCCUCUGUUGAUCAUGGAAACUUGUGUGUAUUAACAGCGUAUUGUGCUCGUGGAAGCUUGGAAGAUGUUCUAGCAAAUGAAGACUUACAUCUGGACAACAUGUUUGUAUCUUCUCUUGUGUCUGAUAUUGUAAAGGGAUUGACCUACCUGCAUGACAGUGAAAUACUGUCACAUGGAAAUUUAAAGUCAAGUAAUUGCUUGGUUGACAGUCGAUGGGUUCUUCAGAUAUCUGAUUUUGGUCUACAUGAAUUUAAAGCUGGCCAAGAUGAACCAGACUUUGAGGCCAAGGAGCUGCGACGUAGUCUCUGGAGGGCACCCGAGCUGCUGCGUUGUGAACAUUUUCCUCCAAGAGGGACACAGAAGGGUGAUAUCUAUUCAUUUGGCAUUGUCCUAUAUGAAAUUGUAGGCCGGUCUGGACCAUGGGGCCACACAACUCUGACAAACGCAGAAAUUAUCGAAAGGGUGCGGAAUCCAUCUUCAGGCAGGUAUUUUCGGCCACCUACUGAUGGUCUCAUGGCUGCUGAAUACGUGGUACGCUGCAUGCAGAGCUGUUGGGAUGAAGAGCCAGACCAACGCCCUGACAUUCGCUUUGUAAGGGUCAAGCUAAAGGAAAUGCAAGCUGGUCUAAAACCAAAUAUUUUUGACAAUAUGUUGGCUAUUAUGGAAAAGUAUGCUUACAAUUUGGAAGAAUUAGUGCAAGAGCGAACAAAUCAACUUACAGAGGAAAAGAAGAAAACUGAUGCUCUUUUGCAUCGAAUGUUACCCAAAACUGUGGCAGAGGCAUUAAAAAGAGGUGAUCCCGUUGAAGCAGAGAGUUUUGACUGUGUUACAAUUUACUUCAGUGACAUUGUUGGAUUUACUGAGUUAUCUGCUGUCAGCACUCCAUUACAGGUUGUUGACUUGCUGAAUGAUCUGUACACUUGCUUUGAUUCGAUUAUCUCCAAUUAUGAUGUCUAUAAAGUUGAGACUAUUGGUGAUGCAUACAUGGUAGUAAGUGGUCUACCUGUGCGUAAUGGUGACCGACAUGCGGGUGAGAUAGCUUCAAUGGCACUGCACCUACUCACAAGAAUAAAAUCUUUCAAAAUUCCUCAUAGAGCUGGUGAAACUCUGAAACUACGUAUUGGCAUACAUUCAGGGCAUUGUGUAGCAGGAGUUGUUGGUUUAAAAAUGCCUCGGUAUUGUCUGUUUGGAGACACAGUAAAUACAGCUUCUCGAAUGGAGUCAACAGGAGAAGCUUUCAGAAUACACAUCUCAGAAGCCACAAAGUGUCUCCUGGAUAUAUUGGGAGGUUAUCACAGUGAGGAACGUGGUAUGACACACAUAAAGGGAAAAGGAGAGAUGAGGACAUACUGGUUGCUUGGCAAGGAACCUGCAUGGCAAAUGUCACAUAUACUUGAUGAAACACAUGGUUCCUCAUACAGCAGCAUCAGUUCAGACAGGUUGGAGACACCAGAUCUGUUACGACGACCAUCAGGUGGGCAGCCAUUGCCAGGAGGCUGCACAUUGCCUGGAGUGUCAUGGCCAGAUCCAGGGUUUAAACCAUGGCCGGUGCAUGUCAUAGGGCCUUGGAUAACAAGUCAACCACCUGACCGCUGCAUGCUACGAGCCAGGGCUGCUCUUGCACAUGCUCAGGCAAGUUAA
Schistocerca nitens (vagrant locust) is the source of this 3174-nucleotide messenger RNA. RefSeq names its product guanylate cyclase 32E-like. NCBI's taxonomy places the organism in Eukaryota, Metazoa, Arthropoda, Insecta, Orthoptera, Acrididae. Gene Ontology annotation, biological process: protein phosphorylation; intracellular signal transduction; cGMP biosynthetic process. Gene Ontology annotation, molecular function: protein kinase activity; ATP binding; peptide receptor activity. The transcript has 21 exons. The coding region runs from base 1 to 3174 and encodes 1057 amino acids. The record is from RefSeq and is a predicted model, not a curated record.